This is a messenger RNA of Cinara cedri, 2018 nucleotides long. The record is from the annotation of a GenBank genome assembly. NCBI's taxonomy places the organism in Eukaryota, Metazoa, Arthropoda, Insecta, Hemiptera, Aphididae.
AUGAACAGAUACAGCUUUCAACUACCAUUUGUAAUGGAUGCAACUUUGGAGAAUAGACAGGAAACAAAAAUUUGUGGAAAGUCAGAACUUACAUUAAUAUUGAAUGACCUAUGUGAUGACUUGAAUAGUAAAAGUAAAGAUACAAUACCUCUAACCAUAGAAUUUAUAGCAUUAUGAUCAGUGGGCUCAUGACCAAUUGGAUGGUGGUACUCUCAUGCUAAAAAAAAUUAAUUGAUAACUGAUACUCGAUAAUUAAUACUUUAUUAUUAUUUAGUAUUUAAUAAAGGUUGACUGUUAUUAAUAUAAAGUAUAUAUAAAUAUUUAUAUUAAGUUAAUUAUAUUUUACUAGUUCACUUUAACUUUCGUGUAUUAAAUAUUCAGCACUAACAGUAACCAGCAAAUAUUUCAAUAAACCAUAUUUUUUACGAAGAAGAUAAAAUAAAUUAUUUGUUAAUUGUAUAAUUUAAUUUUAAAAAAAUCUAAUAGAGUUUCAGAUCCUGUCAAUUAAAUGUUGCAUGUUUUAUAUGGUUCUGUAUUUUGGUUAUUAUAGUUCAGUGUUCUCUUGUACUGACAGAUAGUGAAAUAAAAAAAGGUAUAAUAAUGUAUUAUUAAAAUAUAUGUAUGUAGUGCCCAAUUUUAUUAAUUUUUUAUAUUCAUAAAAUAUAAAAUUACCAUGACUUGAAGCAUAUAGUUUUGGCAUAUUAAAUUGGGGUAGAAGGGGGGGGUAUUAUGUGGGGCUUUGUCCCCACAACUCUGUCUAAUAACACUUAGAUAGUGGUGGUCAAUCUCAAGCAUUUAUAUUUGCCUUUUGAAAUAAAAUAGUUGAGCCACUGAUUAUGAUAUAUUAUUAUUAUGAAGAAUGUUAAUUUAUCUCAAGUUUCUAAAAAUUCUUAAUAUUAUUUUACUUAUUUGUUCAGAUAAUACAAUGUUCACUGAACGCAUGAAUAAACUGUAUCCAUUAUUAGAUAAAGAAUGCUGUUUAAGGAAUAAUUGUGGUGAAUUAUUUAUGUCAUUCUUCUGUCCAUAUUUAAGAGGGUAAGUACUAUUUAUAUUAAUCAGUCUGACUUUUCCUAUAAAUAAAACAAAAUAGAGAAUACAAUAUUUGUAUUAUCUAUAUAAUAUAUAUAUUAUAAAUUACAGUAGGUACCUUUAAAUUAUAAUAAUAUAUUUUUCUCAUAUGUUUCCAUUCGUGAUCAAAUUCUUUCUUUUUAAAAAUAAAUAAAUGAAUACAUUAUUUACUGUAUUAUAAUUGAAUAUUGAAGACAAUAAGUUUCUUAAUACAACUAUAAAAAGACAUAAAAUAUAUUAUAAAAUCUUUUAAUAAUCAGUCAUCUCUGAAUUAGUUCUAAUCUAUAGUGCCAAGUAAAUGUCAUUUAGAUAACAUAGAAUAUUUUGGUCAUUGUCAAAAAUUACUUAUUUUGUAGUUUUAUACAAAACAGAUGUUUGGAGAUAUCCAUUUGGAGUCAAAUAAUAAUAAUUAAAAAAUAAAUAAAUCCAAUCUCUAGUAAUUAUCUACUUAUGGAAAUUUUUCUGGAUCAUUAGAAUAUAAGUCUGUAUCUAUGUAAUUAAAUCAAUUUUUUUUAAUUGGUUAUUUAACAAAUGUCAUAUAAUUACACAUAAUACAAAUUUUUAACUUCUAGAACCUAUAAUAUAAUUACUUACAAGAUUGUAAAUUAUUCACAAGUGUCCCUGUUAAUGAAGUUGUAGAUCAUAAGUUGCUCUAAGUGUACAAAAACUUUCCGGGGGGUCUCUAAUCUGCAUAGUACAGCUGAAAAAUUUGUGGAGGCUGUAUUGGGUUGUCUUUCCAUUAAACAAUACUGAACAAAAAUACCAUAAUGAAAAUUCACAAUUCACAUGUUCUUUCAUAAAAUCCCAAUUAAAAAAGUACCUGAUAAUUAAUCACCCAUUAUUAUAAUCAUACAAAUCAUGUAUGGAUAUCAAAAACCAAGUGAUUAAAUAUUAUACAAUUUCACAGGGAUGAUUCAACUACCGAAGAACCUAGAUCUACCACUGAAUAA